This is a messenger RNA of Didymodactylos carnosus, 6882 nucleotides long. The record is from the annotation of a GenBank genome assembly. NCBI's taxonomy places the organism in Eukaryota, Metazoa, Rotifera, Eurotatoria, Philodinida, Philodinidae.
AUGACAGAACUUCUUGGAUGGUUUUUAUGUUUUUAUUUAAAAUAUCGAUAUGAUUUAAAAAUAAAGUUUGGUGGUUUCCGUUUUUUCGAAAUAGAAAAUGUUUACAUUGAAUAUAUUUCAUCAGUAUCAUUGGCCUAUUCCAUAAAUAUCAAAAUCGAUAAAAUUUCUUUACCAAUACGCUCAUUUAUCGGUCGGCAAACACCUACGUUAUAUUUUCAAAAUAUUCAAUUUAAUGCGAAAGUUGUGUUAUUGAAACAGCGAAAAGAAAAAAGCCAUAUAUCAAAAACAAAUUUAAUUCAUGAUAAAAUCAACGUAUUGCGCGAGAAAGUCAGAAAAUAUUUAUUAAAGUACGUAGCUGUUCAUAUCUCUUACAUUGAGAGUCAUUUAUUUUUCAUUCAACACGACAAACAAGAUGUUUCACAUGUGACAUUCUCGUUUCGUCAAAUAUCACUCCAUUCAUCAAAUCAUGAAAUGUAUGCUGGUUUUGAACAACUACAAUUUUUAUUUCUAACUGCUAAAAUAAAUGAAACAGUGACGAAUGAAAUUUUCCAAGAUAUUCCAUUGAAAAAUGAAUUAUUAUUAAUCAAAUUAACGUUAAGUUCAUUUGAAGUCCAAACUAAUUUUCAUCAACGUUUUAUCAUCAACAUUAAUAACUGGGAUUUUCAUUUUAAUGAAGAUACAAUCAAUUAUGUGCAAGAUUACGUUACUGACUCACUUACUUCAUCGUCCACCUCAUCUGCUUCUCGUUCCAUAAAUUCACCACCAUCAAAAUUUCGCUAUUAUAAUACAGCAUUACUAGCUCCAACGUCACCUAUACCUUUAUCAUUUAGUCCAUCGUUAACUCUGUCAGACUGGUUUGAGUUUUUAGACAGCAUUGAUAUUAAUAUAUCGAUUCGACGAAUAUCGUCGGUCUACACAACAAAUACCUCGACAGAAACUAUAGAAUAUUUUAUUGAUUAUAUUCGUUUGUAUUUUCGUGAUGAAAAUUAUCAUCAUCAACAACAAUCAACAAGAUUUUCUCUUCAUGAUAAUCUAAAUCCAGCAGCUAUAAAAAGGAAUACAAAUCAUUUUACAGAAAAUGUUAAACGAAAUUAUUCAUUCGAUUUGAAUGUUCAAAAUAUCCAAGACAAAUUAAAGUUAACAAAAUUAGCUAGUUUACAAUGUCAAACACAGAUCUCAUCAUCCAACAUUGAUAUCGACUUUCAUGUGAAAAAUUUGAAUCUCUUUUCAAAUGAAAAUGAGAUAAAUCGUUUACAGUAUAUUUUGAAUAAAUUUAAACCAACUCAAUUGCAAGAAAUGGAACAAACAAAUAAAAGUCGAUUAAGUCAAUUUAUGCAGGAAAAUAAUGUUCGACUUAACUUACGUUUAUCUCAUACGUGUUUAAAAAUAAAAUUAGAUACAAUUCAACAAUAUUUUAUUUUACAUUCGCACAAUUUAACUCUGUCAGCUGAUAAAACAAUGACUGCUAGAUACUGUGUUGAUCUGAAAAAUCUAAUAUUUAUAUACGAAAAUGGAAAUAACUUAGGAGAUGAUCGACAGCAGUAUUAUGAAGGAAAUGAUGAUAAUUUAAAAUGUUUACUUCUCGAUACACAUCCAUGGAAUUGUUUAUUAUUUAUUACACAUGCAACUAUGCAGUUAUCAAUGAAGGACCAUGAAUUAAAUAUUCAACUCGAUGUAAACUGUACACGUUUAUUAAUAAAUAAAAUCUUAGCAUCAUUGAUAGAUAGACUUAUUUAUCUUAUUCGUAAACAAAGUAUUUCAAACAAAUAUAUAGCAUCAUCAUCGUCAAAACAGUCACUCAUAUUUAAUAUUUUGUUGAAAAAAAUUCAUUGUAUUUUUGUUGAUACUUUGCCUGUUUACAUGUGUAUUACAAUAUCUGACAUUCUGAUACAACGAACACAAAUUGAAUUCAAAAAGAUAUUUGCACAUUUUUCAAAUCAAAAUAAAACAAAAGCAUUAACGUUUCCAUUAAGUAGUGAUAGAAUAUUUGAUGUAAAACGAUUUCAUAUACAACUGCAUGACAAUCGUAUUCACAUUGUCUUUCCAAAUGAUGUACGUUUAUUGUGGACAACGAAACUCCAUUUGUUUUUACAUCGUUUAUCACAACAGCUAAAAUUAUCUACAAAUUCUCAAUCGUUGUCAUCUAAUGAUCAUCAAAAAAAAAGACAAUUUGACGUAUUUCUACUAGAAUUUCAAUCAAGUUUACGUCUCCAGUUUUAUUUAUCAGACAAUUGUGUAACAUGUUUUGAUUUAAGUCAAAUUCAGAUUACUCAUCGAUUUGAUAUUGAUCAACAAAUACCAGUUCAAUUUCAACUCCAAUGCAAAGAAAUGAUUAUAGAUUUUAAUAAACAGAGCACAUUUAUUUGCGAAAAUAUCAACUUUCAACGUCAGCAUUAUUGUGAUUGGUUAUCAACCGAAAGAGUUUUAUUACAAAAAACUAUCAAAACACUAUCUGUACUUGCAAAUAAAACAAAUAUAGUUGAAUUUAGUAAAUUUUCAAUACAUUUUCCAUUUGCAUCACAAUUUAAUCAAGUUCUCGAAAAGAUUAUCAAUAUCAAAAAAUGGUUAACAAAACUUCAUCGUAAUGAACCAAUUUUAAUUGAUACUGUUCCAACGCAUACGAUAACAAAUGAUAUGUGGUCUGAUUUAGUUAUUAAAUGCAGUUUAAUGGCAGAUGAAUAUUGUGAGAGUGAAAUGCGUUCUGAUGAAUUAGAACGUCGAAUAAGCGAACAACAUACUUUAACAGAUGAAUCAAUAGCAGACAUGAGACGUGCGCUUAGUGAAGCUGGUAGUAACGUUUAUGUUAAGCGUAGUAAAGCAUUACACGUGGAAAAUACCGAACAGUACACGAGACAUCUAAUUAAAUGGUCUGUUAAAGAAGUGAGAAUAAUUGCUAUAGCAGAUCAAGCAUGGACAGGCAAACAAAAUAUUUUACAAAUGAUGAAACAAAUCGAUUAUGAAAGUCUCCAACCAGCAGCAUCGACAGAUUUUUCUGUAUUAUGGUGUCGCUAUGCAUUGUUCGAUUGUAAAGAAUGGAGACUAAUAUUUCGAGAUUUUCCUCAACCAUUAUGGGAAAUGUUAGAUUUUCAUUUGUGGGGACAUUUAUGUGCGUCAGAAUCAACUCCAGAAGAUGUGAGAUCAACUCGAUGUCCUUAUGUUGAAAUAUCGCAUCCGUAUGAAAAUGUACAAGUACAACGGCUAAUAUCACCUUUAAAAUUUUAUCACGAUUUUAAUUCGGAUACUAAAUCAUUUUUAUUUGCUUAUGGUCCGUGUUGGGAAGGAUGUUUAGCUCAAUUAAAUUUAUGUUUGAAUUCAAUUUUGCCUCAAACACGCGAUCCAAGUCCACUUUUAUCAUGGUGGGAUAAACUUCGUUUAUAUCUCCAUGGUCGAUUUUCAAUGGCUUGUGAUAAACUGUCUUGGCUUUAUCAUAUUACAUUUAAUCCGUACAACAAUAGUGAAGAAAUGGAAUGGUUAUGGGAAAAAUGUUAUAUGGAUUGGACGAAUGGAAAAUUUCUAUUUCAUGGAAAUCUCUCAAUUAAGAUUAGAACAAGUUCAAAAUAUGAUGAUUGUUGUCUACUCUAUUUGCCCAAUGUUGAUGCACGCGUGAAUAUUAAUUGGUUAUGUUCGGGUAAUUUAAAUGAUCAUCACAGUGUUCGAUUAUAUAAUGUUGAGUCAAUACCAAAAGAAAAAGUUGAAAACGGUACACAUGAUUCAUAUGCACAAUUUCGUUCAUUACAUUUAAUUCCUUCAUUUAAAUUUGAAUGCAAAGAUACUCCAGCAACAAUAGAAAAUCCUCCAACAUGUACUCUAUACGCUAGUUCAUUGAGAUUUUGUGCAAGAGUCAAAAAUAUAAUGAUGUCUAUUACUCGUCCAACUCGUCGUGGUAAACUAUUUCAUCUACAAUAUAUUCCACGUAAACCAUUAUUAAGUCGACAUUAUGAAGCUAUUGAAUUAAAACUUAUAUUUCCACAUUUUCGUUUUAAAUAUUUGACAUCGUAUGCACGUCAAACGGGUGGACAAAUUGAUUGUGAAAAAUUUGAAUUUAUUUCAUAUCAUGAAUUAAAUUUGAUUUCACAUCAAGAUGGACUUAUAAGACGACCAAGAGUUAAUUGGAAUACAAAAAUGAUGACGGUUAAUUUAAAUCAAGCAAAAAUGUGGUUAGUCAAUGAUUCAAAUAAUAAUGAGCUUGAUGCAAAUAAGUAUAUCCAUGAACAACAUACAUAUUUUCUAAGUUUAAAUAGUCUCGUUUAUAUACGAUCACAGACGCCAAAUAGUUCAUCAAAUAACUCGAAUAAUUCUGUGUCCACUUCAACGCUUAAAGAUGAAGCGACAACGGCCAAAACAAACGAUUCAUCCACGACCGAACCAACUCAUUCUAUUUUGAUUAAUGAACUGAAAGCUGUAUGGAAUAUAACGAACCGUCGAAUACUGUUUUUAAUUUAUGAAAUUUAUCGCCGUAAUAAUAUUCUUCGUUCAAAUUUAUCAAAUCCAUUUGCAAAAGAACUAGAACAUAUUCAAGAAGAACAACUUUCAUCUUCCAUUUUACUUGAACAACAACUUUCAACUUCAUCAUCGACUUCCACCUCAUUAACUAAUUCAACAACAACUAACUCAAAUAGAAAUAGUUUAUAUUCAUCAUCAGCUAAUAGUGAUGGAACUAAUUCGACACUCAAAAAAUCAACAUCAACAUUAAGUUUAAAUGGGACGGAAAAUGGAACCAGUGGAUCAACAUUAGCAUCAUUCUUAGAUCAAUUAGUUACGGAGAUUGAGAAAAAGCCAGCUGCUUAUCAUGAUCCGGAAGCUGGUCCUCAUGUAACAUUAGCUGGUUCAAAAUUGUGUACUACGGAUGAUAUUCUCAGUCAUUCGAUUCGUGUGCAAUUAACUGAUAGUCAGAUAGCUCUUAAAGGUAUUGAAUCAAAUGGUUAUGUGAUGUUGUCAUCAGCUCGAAGUAUAGUUGAUCAAUAUAAACACUGUCCGGUGUGGAAAGAUGAACAACUGUGCGCUAAAACAUCAUGGAAAGGUGAAUUACAAUCGAUGCAAUAUUUUGCAACAGUUGCUAGUGAAUUGGAUGAUGAACAAGAAAUGGGUGAAGGUGAAUUACCGGUAUGGAUACAACGUGAUGAAAUACAUUCGUUAUCGACACCGACUUCGACUGAAAAACAAGUGAUUGAGCCGAAUUCUGUGAAUGUUGUGGGCAGUGUAGCUGCAAAUGAAGAUAAAUGUACAAAUACCCAAUUGCAGCGUAUUGUUAGCAGAUGUCAAGCACAAUUAUCAUACGUUUAUUAUACAGAACAAGCCGAAGAUGAAACUGCUAAAGUUCUAAUUCCACCUUUUAUCAAAGCCGAACCAUUGACAGUUGGUGAGAAUGAUUAUUUACCAGUGGAUUCAUUUACAUUAGUUCACAAUGAUAUCCAUUUAUCAACAAACUCUCUCCAGUAUCGUACAAUAAUGGAUAUUGUGAAUAAUUUAUUGCUAUACGUUGAACCAAAACAAGAAGGGGCUAAUAAUCGUUUAAAGAAAAUUCGACUUCAAAUUCAAUUGUCUAACAAUAUGGAUGUCCUCCGUGAUAGCAUUCGACAUUUACAAGAAAAAGUGCGUGCAAAUUUAGCUGAAUUAAGACGACUCGAGCGUGAACUAUAUUAUCUUGGUCGUGAAAAAGAAAAAGCUCGUUCAAUGUCAGUUAUUGAUGAGAGUGAGUUAAAAUUAUUGUACGAGAAAAGUAAAAGUUCAUUAAAUACAUCAAGUGAAAAAUUGGGUAUGAUGUGUGCCGUUUACAAAGAUAUGCAAAUAGCAAAAAAAUGGAAUUUGUUAUUAAUAUCUUUUUCUUAUUUUGUUGGUGAUAAAACGGCUCGUAUGAAUCGUCGUUAUGAACUUCAUGGUGGUUCAAUCACGUGGUUUUUAAAACAUGAUGAUGGUCAGAUAACAAAUGCACAAGUUUUACUAAGAAAUAUUUUAUAUACGAAAAAGAAUUAUGAGAAUGACACAAAUGAACACCACGUUGGUGUUGGAACAGCUCAGAUAGAUAAUCUUUUACAGAAUGAUCGAUAUAAUAUUAUAUUAGCACCGUAUUUGAAUCAGGAUACUACAACAACAUCAACAUCAUCACAAAAAUUAAUGUUUAGAGUCUAUUGUAAAGAAGGAGAGUCGGUUGGUGGAAUAUCAGUCAAAGAACAUCUAGAAGUUAAUGUUGCUCCAUUAUCGAUUCAGAUGACUCAUCGUUUUUUUCAUAUGAUGAUGGAAUUUUUAUUUCCUGGCAAAGGUUCUGCAUCCAGUCAACAAAAUCAUCUAAGACAUCAACCACCUGUAUCAUACAAAAAUGCUUCUAAACACAGCACAUUUAAUAAAAGAUCACGUUCAACAGAAGGUGACGAUGAAUUACUUGGCAAAAGUCAAUUUUAUUUUAGUGUUCGUGAUCUUGACGUUAUGGAACAACGCGCGAAAAAGACGCUUACAUUUCAUUACAUUAAAAUACCCGAAGUACCGAUUAAUGUUUCAUAUAAAGGUAACAAAGAAAAAAAUUUAGAAGAUGUCGAGAAUAUUACAUUGAUCUUUCCAACAUUGGAGUAUCGUAAUGUUACUUGGGGUUGGCAUGAUUUAGUUAUGGCUAUAAAAUCAGAUGUUAAAACAAUGCUCGUAGGACAAGCCAUACGUCAAAAAUUAAAUUUACGAUUACCAUUUAAAUCUCGUCAUCCUCAUCAAGAGACAUUAACUGAAGAACAACAAAAUAAUUUAAAAAUGAAAAUUGUAUUAGGAAGUAAAAUACCGAUUACAACUAGCAAUUCAAACAUAAAUAGCAGUGGUAAUGAUACUAAUAAUAAUAGUGGUACUACAAAUAAAUCGAAACGGAAACUUUUCUUUGGUGGACGUUCCCGUAUCGAUUAG